UAAAAGGAAAUCCAUUCCUCUCUCUGAUGAUGAACAUCUCACUCUAAAUAUUUAUAGAAAAAAUAUACGGUUGAGUGCUCUGCAGCUGCCAUGGCUUCUGGUUGUCAAUAGCUUUGGUUUCCAAACCAUUGCUUAUGAAACCAACAUUUUUCUGUCUUAUUUCUCUCUUCCAUGGUAGGAGCAAUGUUACCUUUCAUGAUUUCAACCCUCAUCCUCUAUCCCUUGUUCUGGCUACCUGUGGUCCAUUCGGAAUCUACAACUUGGAAUACAAAUUCUGAACACCAAACUGUUGGAGAAAAUUUGGGCUCUAGACUUUGCAUCGAAGAAUCUGACACUCAAACCAUGCCUCGUCAUCCUUCAACUGACUGGGGCUUGCAAAUGGUUCAAGGAAGAGAUGAAAUGUACAAGGCGAUAUUAAGAGAUGAUGCAGUUGCAAAACUUUAUCAUCUUGGCAAGAUAAGUGAUGCUGAUGGUUAUCUUGAGCGCACAUUCUUAAGUCAUGCAUCCAUACAGGCUAGCAGUGUUAUACGUGGCUGGAUGGAGGACGCGGGUUUGACAACGUGGGUGGACCAGAUGGGCAAUGUUCAUGGACGAACUGAAGGAAUGAAUGCUAGUGCGGAAGCUCUGCUUAUUGGCUCUCACUUGGACACUGUCAUCGAUGCUGGAAUUUAUGAUGGGUCCCUAGGCAUAAUUUGCGCAAUAUCUGCAAUGAAGGUAUUGAAGAUGAGUGGGAUGUUAGAAAAGCUUCGGCGGCCGGUUGAGAUUAUUGCUUUUAGCGAUGAGGAGGGUGUACGAUUCCAGAUGACUUUCUUAGGAAGUGCUGCUAUAUCUGGAGUUCUUCCAGUGACAAGCCUGCAUGUAUCUGACAAGAGUGGCUUAACAUUAGCAGAUGUACUCAAGGAAAACCAUUUUGAAGCUACAGAGGAAAGCUUGCUCCAUCUCAAGUAUGAUCCCAUGUCAGUGUGGCGUUAUAUCGAGGUUCACAUUGAGCAAGGCCCUGUCCUGGAAUCACUUGGUGUUGCUCUUGGAGUUGUUGAAGGGAUUGCUGGGCAAACACGCAUCAGGGUAACUGUGAUAGGUUCACAAGGGCAUGCUGGGACUGUGCCAAUGUCAAUGCGCAGGGACCCCAUGGCAGCUUCUGCGGAGCUUAUUGUUAUGUUGGAAGAUCUAUGUAAACACCCUGAAAAUAAAAUCAACCAUGAUCGAGAAAGCAAGGGAUUCAUAAAGGAAGCUUUUGCAGGAUCUGUUGUCUGUACAGUUGGACAAAUAUCUUCCUGGCCAAGUGCUAGUAAUGUCAUUCCAGGACAGGUAACAUUCAGUGUGGAUGUACGUGCAAGUGAAGACAGGGCACGUGAAGCCAUCAUUUUAGAACUGGAGAAUGAAAUGCAUCAAAUAUGCAAUCGGCGAUCAGUGUCUUGCUUCCUUGAACUUAAGCAUAAUGCUGAAGCAAUUCGAUGUGACAAGGAACUGAGCUUGCAACUAAAGAAUGCAGCACAAAUUGCUGUAAAGAGUAUAAGCGGUGAUAUUGGAGACAACAUCCCAAUUUUGAUGAGUGGAGCAGGACAUGAUGCUAUGGCAAUAGCUCAUUUAACAAAGGUUGGGAUGUUGUUUGUUCGCUGCCGUGGUGGCAUCAGCCAUUCAUCUGCUGAGCAUGUUAUGGAGGAUGAUGUAUGGGCAGCCAGUUUGGCAGUCUUGGAAUUUUUGCAGACACAGAUGAAUGAAUGAUCAUUUGUACUCAGUUGUCAAUUCCUGAAUCAAACAUAUUUGUUGUGUUAUAUUUGCAAAUACGCAUAUUUUUAAACAGAAAAUAGAACUCUUGUUUGGAUAGAGCGUUUAUUUGUGUACUUUCUGUUGAAUAGGACUCAAUGUAGGGCACCAACUGCAGCUUUGUACAGUUUCCAUCUUGGUGGUUCAUUAAACUUGUUUGUUUAUUCUUCUGGCAA
This is a messenger RNA of Amborella trichopoda, 1943 nucleotides long. NCBI's taxonomy places the organism in Eukaryota, Viridiplantae, Streptophyta, Magnoliopsida, Amborellales, Amborellaceae. The record is from RefSeq and is a predicted model, not a curated record.